Messenger RNA from Budorcas taxicolor (takin), 568 nucleotides. RefSeq names its product chromosome 8 C9orf85 homolog (gene C8H9orf85). The transcript has 4 exons. The record is from RefSeq and is a predicted model, not a curated record. NCBI's taxonomy places the organism in Eukaryota, Metazoa, Chordata, Mammalia, Artiodactyla, Bovidae. Bases 104 to 568 code for a protein of 154 amino acids.
UCCGGGUCAGUGGUAGAAGCGUGAGCUCCGUGGGAUAGUUCCUCGCAACUUACUCUUCCCUGCAUCUUCCUUGUCCCAGAGCGAGACGAUUGUCGUUUCGGCGAUGAGCUCACAGAAAGGGAACGUGACUCGUUCCAGGCCUCAGAGGCACCAGAAUACUUUUAGCUUCAAAAAUGACAAGUUUGAUAAGAGUGUUCAGACCAAGAAAAUUAAUGCAAAACUUCAUGAUGGGGUAUGUCAGCGUUGUAAAGAAGUUCUUGAAUGGCGUGUAAAAUACAGCAAGUACAAACCAUUAUCAAAGCCCAAAAAAUGUGUUAAAUGUUUACAAAAGACAGUGAAGGAUUCUUAUCAUAUAAUGUGUAGACCAUGUGCCUGUGAACUUGAAGUCUGUGCCAAGUGUGGAAAGAGAGAAGACGUUGUUAUUCCGUUUAAUAAAGAACCAGAGAAUACAGAAAAUGUUGAAAGUAAUUUAUGUUCCAGCCAUAGAAGAAGCUGCAGAAGGAACGAAGAAAAUGAUGAUGAUUUAGAUUUUGAUAUUGAUUUAGAUGACGCAGAAGAAGACAAAUAA